AUGUCGCCGAAAGGGCCAUACAGGCUCGUCACAGUCAACACAGCUCCCGAACGGGCAAAGAGACUAGUUGGUCGUGUCAUUGAAGAUCUCAAGGAUCAAUAUACCAUUCAACACAUUGCCAACUGUGAAACCAUUGAUGCUGUCGAACCAACUGUCAAAGAGAUCAAACCAGAUGUUCUGUUCUGCGCUUCGAUGUGGACGCCCGAGGAGAGCACACGUAUCUUACAAAUAGCCAAGGACAAUGUACCGGGGAUCAGGACGCAUGCCAUCCCUCAAGGCUUGCAGGUGGAAAAGGGACCUGACGCGGUCGUCGAGUAUCUCAAGGAAAAGUUGCCCAGUAUUCUGGACUAA
Messenger RNA from Exophiala oligosperma, 351 nucleotides. RefSeq lists its product as uncharacterized. The transcript has 3 exons. Bases 1 to 351 code for a protein of 116 amino acids. NCBI's taxonomy places the organism in Eukaryota, Fungi, Ascomycota, Eurotiomycetes, Chaetothyriales, Herpotrichiellaceae. The record is from RefSeq and is a predicted model, not a curated record.